AGGCCGUUUUAACAUUAUUUCUUCCCAUUCAUGAGCAUAGAAUGUGUUUCCAUUGGUUUGUAUCGUCUCUGACUUCCUUCCGUCCUUCCUUCCUUCCUUCCUUCCUUCCGUCCUUCCUUCCUUCCUUCCUUCCCUCCCUUUCUUUCUUUCUUUUUUCCUUCCUUCCUUUCUGAUGGAGUUUCGCUCUUGUUGCCCAGGCUGGAGUGCAAUGGCAUGAUCACAGCUCACUGCAAUGUUCAACUCCCAGGUUCAAAUGAUUCUCCUGCCUCAGCCUCUUGAGUAGCUGAGUAGGGAUUACAGGUUUGCACCACCACACCUGGCUAACUUUGUAUUUUUAGUAGAGAUGGUGUUUCUCCAUGUUGGUCAGGCUGGUCUCAAACUCCUGACCUCAGGUGAUCUGCCUGCCUUGGCCUCCCAGAGUGCUGGGAUUACAGGUGAGAGCCACUGCACCAGCCAUCAUCUCUGAUUUCUUACAGCAGUGUUUUAUAAUUCUCACUGUAGAGAUCUUUCUUCUCCAUGAUUAGUUGUGUUCCUAGGUAUUUCGUUCUUGUGGCUGUUACGAAUGGGUUGCUGAAUUGAUUUGGCUCUUAGCUUGGACAUUGUUGGUGUGUAGAAAUGCCACUGAGGAAUGCCAUUGAAGAAUUGCCACAUAGUUUUUGACAAUGGUUGAACUAAUUUACACUCCCACCUGCAGGAUAUACAUGUUCCUUUUUCUCCACAACCUUGAAGAGAAAAAAAUGCCACUUUUUGUACAUUGCUUUUGUAUCCUGAGACUUGAUAAACAACUGAAGUUAUUUAUCUGUCCUAGGAGCCUUUGGGCGGGGACUGAAGGGCUUUCUAGGUAUGGAAUCAUAUUGUUACAUUGUUUGUGAAAAGAGAUAUUUCACUUCCUCUCUCCUUGUUGGAUGGCUUUUCUUUCUUUCUCUUGCCUGGUUGCUCUGGCUAGGACUUCUUGUACUGUGUUGAAUAGGAUGACAGUUGACAUCCUAGUCUUGUUCUGGUUCUCUGGGGAAUGGUUCCAGCUUUUGCCCAUUCAGUAUGAUGGUGGCUGUGGGUUUGUUAUAGAUGGCUCUUACUAUUUUGUGAUAUGUUUCUUCAAUGCCUAGCGUUUUGAGGAUUUUUAACAUGAUAGAUGCUGAAUUUUAUGGAAAGCCUCUCUGCAUCUUUUGAGAUGAUCAUGUGGUUUUUGUUUUUAGUUCUAUUUAUGUGAUGAAUCACAUUUAUUGAUUUGCAUAUGCUGAACCAGCCUUGCAGGAAUAAAGCUUACUUGAUCACGGUAGAUUAACUUUUUGAUGUGUUCCUGGAUAUGGUUUGUUAGUAUUUUGUUGAGGUUUUUUUCUUUCUUUUUUUGAGACAGAGUCUCGGUCUUGUCGCUAGACUGGAGUGCAGUGGCACAGUCUUGGCUCACUGCAACCUCCGCCUCCCAGUUUCAAGCAAUUCUCCUGCCUCAGCCUCCUGAGUAGCUGGGACUACAGGUGUGUGCCACCACGCCCAGCUAAUUUUCUGGUGUUUUAGUAGAGAAGGGGUUUCACUGUGUUGGCCAGGAUGGUUUCAAUCUGCUGACCUCGUGAUCCACCUGCGUUGGCCUCCCAAAGUGCUGGGGUUACAGGUGUGAGCUGCUGCAUCUGGCCUUUGUUGAGAUUUUUUUCAUCUAUGUUCAUUAGGAUAAUGGCCUGAAAUCUUCUUUCUUCAUUGUAUCUUUGCCAGGUUUUGGUAUCAGGAUAAUGCUGGCCUUGUAGAAUGAGUUAGGGAAGAGUUUCUUCUCAAUUUUUGAACAGUUCCAGCAGAAAUUGUAUCAACUUUUUUUGUACAUCUGGUAAAAUUCAGAUGUGAAUCCAUUUAGCCCUGGGAUUUUUUUGGUUGAUAGACUACUACUGCCUUGAUUUCAGAGCUCAUUAUUGGUCUUUUUGGGGAUUCAAUCUCUUUUUCAUUCUGUCUUGGUAGGGUGCAUAUGUCCUAGGAAUUUAUGAAAUUUUUCUCGAUUUUAUGUGCAUAGAGGUGUUCAUAAUAUACCCGGAUGUUGUUUGUAUUUCUUUGGGGUUAGUGGCGAUAUCCCCUUUGUUGUUUCUAAUUGUAUUUAUUUGGAUCUUCUCUCUUUUCUUCUUUGUUAGGCUAGCUCGUAGUCUAUUUUAUUAAGUUUUUCAAAAACAAGCUCCUGAAUUCCUUGAUAUUUUGAAUGGUUUCCAACAUCUCAAUUUCAAAAGGAGCCUGAAUAGUUAAGACAAUUAUAAUAAAAAAGAACAAAAGUGGGGACUUCAGACUAUACUACAGUAACCAAAACGGCAUGGUACUGGUACAAAAACAGACACAUAGGCCAAUAGAACAGAAUUCAGAGCCCAGAAAUAAGGCUGCAUACCUACAAACAUCUUCUCUUUGACAAAACUGACAAAACAAGCAAUGGGGAAAUGAUUUUCUAUUCAAUAAAGAGUGCUGGGAUAAGUGGCUAGCCAUAUGUAGAAGACUGAAACUGGACCCCUUCCUCACACCAUUUACAAAAAUUAACUCAAGAUGGAAUAAAGACUUAAAUGUAAAACUCAAAACUAUAAAAAUCCUGGAAUACGAUGUAGGCAAUACCAUUCUGAACAUAGAGAUAGACAAAGAUUUUAUGAUGAAGUUACCAAAAGCAAAAAUUGACAAAUGGGACCUAAUUAAACUAAAAAGCUCUGUACAGCAAAAGAAACUAUCAACAGAAUAAACAGACAACCUACAGAAUGAGAGAAAUAUUUUUGCAAACCACAGCUGACAAAAGUCUAAUAUUCAGCAUCUAUAAGAAACAUAAACCAAUUUAUAAGAAAAAACAAACAUUGUAAAGUGAAAAGAGGUCAUACUUUUCUUUUUUUUUACAAUAAAAUAUUAUAAUAUUUUAUUAUGAAGAAAUGAAUAUUCCUAGAAAGUGUUCAGUUUUUUUUUAUUGCAUUUUAGGUUUUGGGGUACAUGUGAAGAACAUGCAAGAUAGUUGCAUAGGUACACACGUGGCAAUGUGAUUUGCUGCCUUCCUCCCCUUCACCUAUAUCUGGCAUUUCUCCCCCUGCUAUCUCUCCCCAACUCCCCAUCCCGUGCUGUCCCUCCCCUGUUCCCCCCAACAGACCCCGGUGUGUAGUGCUCCCCUCCCUGUGUCCAUGUGUUCUCAUUGUUCAACACCUGCCUAUGAGUGAGAACAUGUGGUAUUUCAUUUUCUGUUCUUGUGUCAGUUUGCUGAGAAUGAUGGUCUCCAGGUUCAUCCAUGUCCCUACAAAGGUCACAAACUCAUCGUUUUUGAUGGCUGCAUAAUAUUCCAUGGUGUAUAUAUGCCACAUUUUCCUUGAACAGACACUUUUCAAAAGAAGACAUACAUGUGGCCAAGAAGCAUAUGAGAAAAAGCCCAAUGUCACUGAUCAUUAGAGAAGUGCAAAAAUCAAAACCACAAUGAGAUGCUGUCUCUCACCAGUCAGAAUGGCUAUUACCAAAAAGUAAAAAAAUAACAGAUGCUGCAAUAUUUUGGAGUAAAAGGAAUACCUAUGUCCUGUUGGUGGGAGGAUAAAUUAGUUCCGCCGUUGAUGAAAACUGUGUGACAAUUUCUCAAAGACCUAAAAGGAGAACUACCAUUCAGCUACGAAUCACAUUACUGGGUAUAUACCCAAAGGAAUAUAAAUCAUUCAGUCAUAAAGACACAUGCACGUGUAUAUUCAUUACAGCACUAUUCACAAUAGCAAAGAUGGAAUCAAUCUAAGUGCCUAUCGGUGGUAGAGUGAAUAAAGAAUAUUUGGUAUGUAUACAUCAUGGAAUGGUAUGCAGUUAGGAAAAAGAAUAAUAUUACGUCCUUUGCAAAAACCUAGAUGGAGCCGAAGGUCUUUAUCCUUAGCAAACUAACACAGAAACAGAAAACCAAACACCACAUGUUCUCAAUUAUAAGUGGGAGCUAAAUGAUGUGAACAGAUAUAGGGGAAAAACACACCCUGGGCCCUACUGGAGGGUGGAGAUUGGAAGGAGGGAGAGGAUCAGGAAAAAUAGCUACUGGCUACUAGGCUCAAUACCUGUUGGAAAUUAAUGUUGAGCUCUAAAACUGUUUUCCACGGUGUUGAGAUGUAACUUCCCCACGUCAUACUAUGUGUUGUUUCCCGUGUUUUCAUAAGAUGACGGAUUGGGGGUGUUGCAAGCAUUGGGAAAAGAAAACUGAGGUGGCUUAAUGUUGCUGUGUUUCAGCAGUUGAAUGUUUUUAUUAUUUAUGUGUUUUUCUUUGUAUGAUUAUUUGGUUAGUAUUUAAUAUCAUGGAGUGCUCUGUCUUCUCCCAAAAAGACGUGUAUUUAACUUAGGAAAGAAAUGUAAAGUGUGGUACAUACAAUGGGUCAUGAAGGUGCAGUGAGACUGACUCCAUCCUACAUUCAGGGAUAGGCCAGCCCUCUCUAAAAGAGACACUAUCUUUACACCAUAGUACCACACAGGGGUAGAGCCUCCCUGAACCAGCUGGGGAUUGUUACCUAGACCCAAUGUUGUUUAUUGUUAAAUCUUGUGGCUUGAAACAUCUACUAAUUGAAUUGGAUAUCUUAGUCUAGGUUACUAUUUUUGACAUACAUAAAUGAAUAAAAUGCAGGAUAUAUAUUUUAAUUUUUUAAAAUUUACCACUUUAUUUCAAGUUAUUCAACCAAAAGUGAGGUUAUGGCACAUAAAAUCUUGUAUUAUGUGGUGUUUUUCUUUUUUCAGAUGGAAUCUGUCUAUGUCACCCAUGCUGAAGUACAGUGGUGCGAUCUUGGCUCACUGCAACCUCCGCCUCCUGGUUUCAAGCAAUUCUCUUGCUUCAGCCUUCCUGAGUAGCUGGGACAGCAGGUGUGUGCCACACGCCCAGUGAAUUUUUUGUAUUUUUAGUAGAGACAGAGUUUUAUUGUGUAAGCUAGAAUGAUCUCGAUCUUCUGACCUCAUCAUUCACUCACCUCAGCCUCUCAAAGUGCUGGAGUUACAGGAUUGAGCCACCCCACCGGCCCAGUUUUCUUUUACAUAAGCCUUUUCAUUUGCUGAAACCAUAGAUUCUAAGUUGCUCUAUCCAAGUGAUAAUUAGAAAAAUGUGAUGGGGCCGGGUUCGGUGGCUCAUGCCUGUAAUCCCAGCACUUUGGGAGACCGAGGUGGGUGGAUCACGAGGUCAAGAGAUCAAGACCAUCCUGGUCAACAUGGUGAAACCCUGUCUCUUCUAAAAAAAAAAAAAAAAAAAAAAAAAUAGCUGACCAUGGUGGCACAUGCCUGUAAUCCCAGCUACUCAGGAGAAUGAGGCAGAAGAAUUGCCUGAACCCGGGAGGCGGAGGUUGUGGUGAGCCGAGAUCGUGCCAUUGCACUCCAGCCUGGGUAACAAGAGAGAAAUUCUGUCUUAAAAAAAAAAAAAAAAAAAGAAAAAUGUGAUGUACUUAGUGCAUAAAUUUUAGAAAAUUUCCUUUACUACUAUUGUUAGUUUGAUUGAAUAUGUGUGUGAUUUUUAAAAAAUGUAAACUGAAUAAAUAUGUAUUGAAUCUACAUAUGUAAUGAAAAUGUAAGUUGACAUCACAGAGUACACUUAGUUCAUGGCAGUGCUUUCUCUGAAAGCAACUGCAGAAAUUUACUCUCUCUUCUUUUUAGUUUGUAAGAACUUGGAGGCCACAGGGGAAAGGAAGUUCUUUGGAUACCAGAUAAGGCAUGAAGCAGAUGUGGUUACAGUAAUUCUGGUAUAAUUCAUUGUAAGGUGAUGAUCUCUAGGAACAUCAUCACAGUGGAGAAACCUGAAAGCUCCCAGCAGCCAGCAAUAAAUGAAAGGUGUGGGCGGGGCUGCCUACAGAGUGGGGCCUGGUGAGCCAGUGCCUGGGCUUCCGCAUCACAGUGUGGGUGGGGCGCCUCGCGGAGGAGACUCUGAUUGGUUCCUCUGGUUGGAACCUGGGCGCCAGGUUGGAACUCUGGUGGUUGGUAGGGCAACCUCCUUCAGUUGUUAGAAAACAGUGGAAGGAGGUGCUCCCUCUGCGCUGUCUACUCCGCGAUCUCAGCUCUCAGGCUUGUUGUAUCUAGACCCAUUUUAAAUCAAGCAGGUUCGCUUCAGACCAGUCAUCUCAGGGGAGGCAGCGGAGGCAGAAAGUGAGCUGUUAGUGGGGUGCAGCCCCAUCGCCAGGGGCUGGCCCUGCCAGGUGCCUGUGUUUGAAAGAGGUGAAGUGCUGAACUCUGCAGACUGGGAGGCAAGGGAAGGUCCAAGUUGCAGGAGAGGAGCCAAGGUGCCCCAUGGGGAACACGCUGAGUUGUUUGUGCCCCAAAGUCAGCCACAGGCGAGGUCUGCGUAGGCUGUCUGAGGAUCUGUCCUUCAUCUCUGACAUCAAUGAGGCAAUGGCAAGCAAAGGUGCGGGCUAAGACAGAAGGAACAUGUCCAACACCAGUGCCAGACUCAUUUGGGGCCCGAGCUGGCUGUGUGGGGUGGUGUCUGGCAGCUGCGAUGACAUCUAUGAGGCAGUGUCAAGCGUAAGUGCAGACCAAGGCAGAGAGGAGCAGAGGCCAGGCAGAGGGAUCUUGGUGCUCCCCAAUGGCAGACCCAAGCAGAGCCAGCGCAAGGUGCACUGGGCAGAACCGAUCUGCAGCAAUAACAUCAAUGAGGGGGAGGUGGUGGAAGCGCCAGACCCUACUGCCUUGGAGCCUGCCCGGUGGGAUUUGGGAGCCGGCAACGGCCAUGACCUGCAGCACAUCAGCGACCAGGUGAUGCCCAAAGAUACUGCUUCUUACCAUCCAAGGGCAAGCACACUCUUCCUGAGAAAGUAUCAAAUGAGUGUGCAAGGAAAGAGGAGAAGCUCUCGCCUAUAUUCUAUACCUCCGUGGCAUCUUGAUAGAAAAUACAGCUCGUGUUCCACCAUAUUGCUAGAUAACAGCACAGUCAGUGAGCCUGAUCUCAGCCACAUAUUAGAAAGUGUGACUUUGGCAAUAUAUUACAACAUAAAGCACAGAUAUGCAAAUAGAUCUCUGGCUAUUUUUGAUGAGCCAAUACAUCCACUUUCACAAGAAAAGAUUCCAGGGAAAUCCUUUGAGGAUGAUCCCACACACCACUGCAUUUUCAGAUAUUUCUGUACUCUUUUUCUAGUCACAAAACUAACAGCUCCACGUGCAAUCGUAGCAUUGGUGUACAUUGAACGCCUUUUAACUAAUGCUGACAUCGAUCUUUGUCCUGCGAAUUGGAAACAAAUUGUCCACGGAGCCGGGCAUCUGGCCUCCAAGGUUUGGAGAGAUCGUGGUCUGUGGAGUGUGGAUGACAGCCAGAAUCCCAAGGAUGUUGCAGUUGAGACCAUGAGUAAGAUGGAGAAGAGUUUUUUGGAGCUACUCGAGUUUAAUAUUCAUGUGUCUGCCAGUGUUUAUGCAAAAUACUACUUUGACCUGUGUGCCUUGGCAUACGACCAUGAACUGGAUUUUCAAUUUAGUUUUCUUCACAAAGAUAAAGCAGAGAAAUUGAAGGCUAUGUCACGGCCAUGUGAAUACAAAGACCUGCAUCAAGAUGCCGCCGCUAUGACAAGGGCCGUCAGCAUGGAUUUCAUCGGCAUUAGGCAUACUAAUGCCAUCUUAUAUUAAAGAGAGAAAUUAGCAUUAUAAGGUCCUGGACUUGUCAACUAUAGGGACUACAAAAUAUCACUUCUCCUGCUGAAAAAGACCAGAAAAAUUAGGAUUUUCUUUUUUUAUCUUUUUUAAAAAAAAUUUUAUUGUUGUUGUUGAUUAGGAUUUUUGUAGAGUGGAGACUUCUUCAAAUAACCACACUGUGAAGCUGGGUGAUGGUGGCAUGAACAGUGGGUGCCAGGUGCUACCUGCCCUUCUUGUUCCACUGAGUCCAGAUGGCAUUCCUAGGGCACCACCUUCUUGAACAACUCUUGGGGAGGAAGAGUGUCACAUGGACACAGCACAUCCCAGUUCAGAGUCCACAGUCACCCACAGUCCCAAGCAGGUGACAGUCUGAGCUGAGCUGGAAUUCAAACAACUUUGGAAUUUGGUUUGGAUCUCUGUCCACGGAGGCACUGAAUGCACGAUGGCCCAAAACAAGUGUGGAAAGAGAGAAUGGCAUGCGGACAAGGCUGUCAUUACUUCAAGUACCUUGGGGGCUCAGGCCUGUUCAUCUAGUCUUUGGAGGGAAUCUGUGCACGUGAAAUGAGGCACCCACAUCAUGGUUAUAAAGGGAGAGAUGAAAUCAGUUUAUCUUCCCCCAGGCCUAUAAUGGUCAUGUCAAAACACAGAGUCUUGCUGUGUUGCCAGGCUGGAGCACAGUGGCAGGAUCUCAGCUCUCUGCAACCUCUGCCUCCAGGGUUCAAGUGACUCUCCUGCCUCAGCCUCCCAAGUAGCUGGGACUACAGGCAUGAACCACCAACCCAGCUAAUUUAUAUAUUCUUAGUAGAGACAGGGUUUCAUCACGGUGGCCAGGACAGUCUUGAUCUCUUGACCUCAUUCUGCCUGCCUCAGCCUCCCAAAGUGCUGGGAUUACAGGUGAGAGCCAUCAUGCCUGGCCUCUUGCAUUUACAUUCACAAUAAAGCGGUUUGGAAUAUCCCACUGUUGAUUUGUGAUUUCCUCCUCCAAACAUAGUCUGUGGCCCUGUAUACAUAAUUGAAUAUUUUUGUGUAUUGAUAUUUUGUGUCUGAAGACGAAAUAUUAGAUGAAACAUGUUAAAACAUUUCAUGCAAAGCCUUCAGUGGUUGUAGAGUCUACUCUUUGGUGAAUACACGAAUUCAUCUAUUUUAAAUAUUAAAACUUUUAUUAGAUGUGAUAAUGAUAUUUUCUCUUUUAUCUUCAUUUGUUAGAUAUAGUUACUUACAUUCUUCCAUAAUUAAUGAUAUUGUAUCUUAUAUUUGAUGUAAAAAAACUCCUAGAAUAUUUGGAAUUGAUCGUUGAAAUUAAACAGCAGAAUGAGAUUUGCUAAAACCUAGUGAUAAUGUACUCAUAAUGGGUUUAUUAUCUAUUAUCUCUAUCACUGUUAAUUUUUAAAGUUUCCAUGGAAAACUAUACUAAGAACUUAAAGUUUUCUAUAAAACCCUUCAUGCUCUGCACUUAGCUCCAAUGCAUAAUGA
Messenger RNA from Callithrix jacchus (white-tufted-ear marmoset), 9012 nucleotides. RefSeq names its product cyclin-Y-like protein 1B. NCBI's taxonomy places the organism in Eukaryota, Metazoa, Chordata, Mammalia, Primates, Cebidae. The record is from RefSeq and is a predicted model, not a curated record.